AUGGACUCGCGCAGGAACCCGAGCAGCUUCCAGCAGCUGGAGAAGCUCGGCGAAGGCACCUAUGCCACGGUCUUCAAGGGCCGCAACCGCCAGACGGGCGAGCUCGUCGCCCUCAAGGAAAUCCACCUCGACUCGGAGGAGGGCACCCCCUCGACCGCCAUCCGCGAAAUCUCCCUUAUGAAGGAGCUGCGCCACGAGAACAUUGUCCUGCUGCACGACGUCAUCCACACCGAGAACAAGCUCAUGCUCGUCUUCGAGUUCAUGGACAAGGACCUCAAGCGCUACAUGGACUCGCGCGGCGACCGCGGCGCCCUCGACCCCCCCACCAUCAAGUCCUUCAUGUACCAGCUGAUGCGCGGCAUCGCCUUCUGCCACGACAACCGCGUCCUGCACCGCGACCUCAAGCCCCAGAACCUGCUCAUCAACAACCGUGGCCAGUUGAAGCUGGCCGACUUUGGUCUCGCUCGCGCCUUUGGCAUCCCUGUCAACACCUUCUCCAACGAGGUCGUCACCCUGUGGUACCGUGCCCCCGACGUCUUACUCGGCAGCCGCACCUACAACACCAGCAUCGACAUCUGGUCUGCAGGCUGCAUCAUGGCCGAGAUGUACACCGGCCGCCCGCUCUUCCCCGGCACCACCAACGAGGACCAGCUGCAGAAGAUCUUCCGCCUCAUGGGCACCCCUUCGGAGCGCUCGUGGCCCGGCAUCUCUCAGUUCCCCGAAUACAAGGGCAACUUCCCCGUCUACGCAACCCAGGACCUGCGACUGAUCCUGCCUCAGGUCGAUCAGGUCGGCCUCAACCUGCUCAACACCAUGCUCCAGCUGCGGCCCGAGAUGCGCGUGUCCGCAACCGCUUCCUUACAGCACCCAUGGUUCAAUGAUCUGCCCCAACGGCAGCAGGAGCACGCCCAGGCCAUGGCAGCCGCCCAGCAGGCACAGAUGGGCGCUUAUCAGGCACCUCAGUACUAG
Molecule: messenger RNA, 969 nt
Organism: Ascochyta rabiei
Lineage: Eukaryota; Fungi; Ascomycota; Dothideomycetes; Pleosporales; Didymellaceae
Exons: 2
Coding region: 1-969 (322 amino acids)
Biological process (GO): protein phosphorylation
Cellular component (GO): cytoplasm; nucleus
Molecular function (GO): cyclin-dependent protein serine/threonine kinase activity; ATP binding
Source: RefSeq, a predicted model, not a curated record